This is a messenger RNA of Suricata suricatta (meerkat), 389 nucleotides long. Its product is annotated as 40S ribosomal protein S27-like. Gene Ontology annotation, biological process: ribosomal small subunit assembly; translation. The record is from RefSeq and is a predicted model, not a curated record. Gene Ontology annotation, molecular function: RNA binding; structural constituent of ribosome. Gene Ontology annotation, cellular component: cytosolic small ribosomal subunit; ribosome. Bases 47 to 301 code for a protein of 84 amino acids. NCBI's taxonomy places the organism in Eukaryota, Metazoa, Chordata, Mammalia, Carnivora, Herpestidae. The transcript has a single exon.
GUGUUGCUUUAGAGAUCGGACUGGCCGAGAUUGCGAAAGGAUCAAUAUGCCUUUGGCUAGAGAUUUACUCCACCCAUCCUUGGAAGAGGAAAAGAAAAAACAUAAAAGGAAACGGCUAGUUCAAAGCCCAAAUUCCUAUUUUAUGGAUGUAAAAUGUCCAGGUUGCUACAAGAUUACCGCGGUUUUCAGCCAUGCUCAGAUGGUGGUUCUUUGUGUAGGCUGUUUAACAGUGUUGUGCCAGCCAAUGGGAGGAAAGGCCAGAGUCACAGAAGGGUGUUCAUUUAGAAAAAAGCAACACUAAUGAUCCACACUACCUCUUGAAUUUGUGUUAUAUCGCAGAAAGCCUUAUCAGUUCAAUAAUUCCAAUUAAUCUACCAAGAUAAUGUAAU